This is a messenger RNA of Seriola aureovittata, 3426 nucleotides long. RefSeq lists its product as uncharacterized. The record is from RefSeq and is a predicted model, not a curated record. Gene Ontology annotation, biological process: positive regulation of T cell proliferation; cell surface receptor signaling pathway; immune response. Bases 1114 to 2337 code for a protein of 407 amino acids. The transcript has 6 exons. Lineage: Eukaryota; Metazoa; Chordata; Actinopteri; Carangiformes; Carangidae. Gene Ontology annotation, cellular component: external side of plasma membrane.
ACUAAGACUGACAGACUGAGCUCACAGAUACAGAGGAGUGAAGGAGGUUUCCUCCUCAGGGAGUCUGGACCAGUUCAGGUGGUUCAGGGAUCUGCUCAGGAUCCUCCUGGGAAACUUCCUCCAGGCAAGUCCCACUGGGAAGAGUCCCAAAACCUGAUGGAGGGACUACAUAUCCCAUCAGGCCUGGGAACGCCUCAGGAUCCCAGAGGAGGAGCUGGAGACCAUCACUGGACAGAGGGAGGUCUGGAACCUGCUGGGUCUCCUGCACAAAGACCUGAACCCAGAGAAGAGGAAGAGGAUGGAUCAGGAGACUCUGGCUGAGACAGGUGCAGAUCAUCUGUCCUUCAUUUUGAAUCAUGUGACCAUGUUUCCACAGCUCCACCACAGCUGUGAGAGUCCAAACCCACUUCUGCUUUUCACUUGUUCACUGUGAGUCUUCAUCCUGUUUCCUCCUCCUUCCUCAUCCUCACUGUUUCUAACAGAGACAGAGACAGAGACAGAGACAGAGACAGUGGACUCAACUGAAACCAGCUCCAGGACUCAGUGUGUCCAUAGUCCCAGAUUCUGAUCCUGUUUCCAGGUUUCUGACACUGCCUCAUAAAAUAUUACAGAAGCCAGAUGAAAAGUAGCGAAUAGAAAUAUUUAUUUGAAUAAAUUAUGUCGUUUUGAACAUUUUAAUCAGGAGUUAAAAUAUAAAGACUACGACUGAAAACCGUCAGUGUGACGGUGCUGCUGCCUCCACCUUCAGACAGGAAGUCCUGACACAACAAUGGGUUACCAUGGAGACAGGUACUGUCACCUGAUCCACUGCCAGACAACAGACACACUCAGCUGUCAGUUUAUUAGGAACAGCAGCUCAGACUGAGUCCUGUGAUGUGGAGUUUAACCAGGUGUUGAAUCACCUGUGUGACCACUGUCGGCUGUCUGUGUGACACAACACUCACUGCAGCGCGUCUCACGCUAAACGCUUUUAUUGUGAAGGUUCUACCUGUACAGAAGACUUCCUGUAGAAAUCGAAAGUUAACUUGUGUUCAUGCGUCAGUCACGGUCGGUUCCGGAAGAAGGAGCGGAUUUACCGGGACUUUGGUCGGUGUGGUUUCAGAGAAAAAGAAGAUGUCUGCGGUGUUUGUGAUCCUCCUGUGCGUUUCCCAGCAUGCCUCGGGUGUAGAAGUGUAUGAGGGGGCGGAGUCUGUCCUGCUGCCCUGUCAGGUGAAUGUCUCGGUUUCUAAAGACUCCACCGUGGUGUGGAGCCGUGAAGAGCUCAAGGGCUCGUUUGUUCAUGCAUGUGACCAGAGAGGAGACGACCUCAAAGACCAGAACCAGGAGUACAGAGACCGGACGUCCAUGAGGACGGACGCUCUGCAGACCGGAGACCUCAGCCUCACUCUGAGAAGACCCACCAUCAGGGACAGCAGCACCUACACCUGCAUCAUCAGAGAGUUUGGACUAGAACUGAGCCGGGAAGAAGUACAGCUGAUGGUCACAGAACCUCCUCCAGUCUGGCCCAAGGUUCUCCCAGGUGUCCUGAUUCCCCUGGUUCUCCUGGUUCUCCUGGCUGCAGCUGGUGUCAUGUAUAAAAGGAGGAAGGACAGAGAAGCUGAUGACGUCGUGGAGGUGGAGUCAGGGGCGGAGUCUGUCCAGCUGUCCUGUAAGACCACAGCUCACCUGCCUGAAGACGUGAAGGUGGAGUGGAGGAAGAGUGACAAGACGGUCCAUGUGUAUCAGAACGGUUCUGACAGACCUGAAGAACAGGACCAGGUUUACAGAGACCGAACAGAGAUGAAGAAAGAUCCACUGAGAACUGGAGACCUUAGUCUGACCCUGAAACACCCCACAGAGAGAGAGAGAGACACCUUCACCUGCACUGUCUACAAGGACGGAGACAUCCUGAUGAGGAAAAAGGUGGAGCUCCAGAUCAAAGACCAAGAGGUGGAGGUGAAGGAAGGGGAGGAGUCUGUCCAGCUGCCCUUCAAGACCACAGCUCACCUUUCCCAAGACGCUGAAGUGGUGUGGAGGAACAAUGACAAGAAGGUCCAUGUGUAUCAGAACGGUUCUGACAGACCUGAAGAACAGAACCAGGUUUACAGAGACCGAACAGAGAUGAAGGAAGAUCCACUGAGAACUGGAGACCUCAGUCUGACCCUGAAACACCUCACAGUCAGAGACACAGGAGAAUACAGAUGUAUGGUCUGCAGCAGGGAGGGACUGUUGCUGAGAGGGAAAACACUGAGUCUCCAGGUUAAAGAGAGAACUCAGGUCGCAAAUGAAACAGUCGACAUCAGGAACAGAAGUAGCUCCACUGAUCCAACUCCUCUGAUGGCUGAUCAAUCAGUUUGAUUGGUCUCUUGAUCAUUCUUUUAUUAUUAACACAAUCGGACUUUGGACCAGAGAGAAAAUGGAGGCAAAGCAGCUGAUGGACAACGGACGAAAGACAGGAGGAUGCUCUGUCAACGUCUUCUUCACUCUGAGACCUGAAGACUUUUAUUGUGACAGUCACAUCUGCUUUCUAUAUUUGAGUGGUGACAGAGGUCCCACUCCACACUAAGCUAAUAAUAGUACUGUUAUACUACUGUAAAAGUACUGUAAUACUGCUCUAAUAUCACUGCAAUAGUACUGUAAUAAUAAGCUUUAUUUGUAUAGCACCUGUCAGAAAAGAAAUGGGGCACAAAGUGCUUCACAUGAAGAAAAACAUAAAACCAUGUACUAUAAUACUACUGUAAUUGUAUUGUAAUACUACUGUAAUUGUACUGUAAUACUACUGUAAUUGUAUUGUAAUAUGUCUGUAAUACUACUGUAAUCAUACUGUAAUACUUACUACCUUUCAUGAGUACGGGAUGUGUAUAUGUUUUCACCGGCACAGACCGGUCUUUCAUCGACCAAUCACUGUGGUUCUUGGUAGAUGAUGUCAGCCAUAGUAACGGAGUCGAAGUGGUAGCUCAGAGUUCUUUAGUGAAGGUCGCAGCAGCUCUGUGAUUAAGAUGAAACACUCUGUGGUCUGUCACAUGGACCAUGACCAUACAUCUCUCACCAUGACUGACGCUCAGUGAGGAGCUGACACACGGCAGGAUGAGGACCUAAAGGAGGACAGGCUCAUCAGAAGAACAGCAGACACGUUUUUUUUUGCCUCAGUUGGUUGUUUUAUUAUAAAAGUUGAAGUUUCUACUCUGACAGUGAACAAGGAACAGAAAAACUCCAAUAAACCUCCAGUAAGAAAAUAAAAAACAACAUGAUGAUGAUGGGCAGGAGGAGGGGCUGGGGCUUCCAUGGUAACACAGAGGGGUGAUGAUGGGGUAUGAGGAGGGGGAGGGUGCAGGGGUAACCAUGGUAACUGUGUGGGGGGGUUACUCUACUAUCCUCUGGUGUUGGACAGUUUAACAUCAGAUGACCUCCAACACACAAACACACGCACGCACGCACACACACACA